CCCGUGAACAACGGAGAAUAAAUUCGGCGGCCGUCUCGUCUCGUCUGCUUCCUUCGUCUCUUGGUCUUCCCACCAAUCUCUCUCCCAAUCCGCUAAUCGCUAUUUGCUGCUCCCAAUCCGCUUAUCUCUCUUGAAAGGGCAGAGAAGGGCGAGAUGACGGUGGAGAAGGUGGACGCGGCGCUGGCGGACUUCGACGCCCACUUCGACCGCCUCUUCGCUUCCCCGGACGCCGCCUCCGACGGCAAGGUGAAGCUGCUGCUCUUCCUGGCCGACCGCGAGCCUGACUCCUCCCUCACCUGGUGCCCCGACUGCAACGUGGCGGAGCCGGUGAUCUACGAGCGGCUGGAGGCAGCACUGCAGGGCAAGGACGCGGUGCUCCUGCGCGCCUACGUCGGGGACAAGCCCACGUGGCGCGACCCGGCGCACCCGUGGAGGGUGGACCCCAGGUUCGGGCUCAAGGGGGUGCCCACGCUGAUCCGGUGGGAGGAUGGCGCCGCCGCCGCCCGCCUCGGGGACGACGAGGCGCACCUCAAGGACAAGGUUGACGCCCUCCUCUCCGUUCCUUCCAUCUGAUCUGAGUAGGCUGCUAUAACAAUCUGUGAUUCAGUUCAUGUAUGCCGAACCAAAAGCUGGGAAAUUGAGUGAAUGAAGCUAAUAAAUCAGUUCAUGUAUAAGGAACCAGAAGCUGGGAAAUACGUACGGUACGUACGUAAUAAAGCCGCUAAUUCGAUAAUAGUGAAGCUAGUAAUUCGAUGGUUCUCUGUCUCAUUUUGCAUUCCAAAAAUCUGGAUUGUAUUUCACGUUGUUGAGUGAAUCCUAAGAUAAUUCAUCGUUAUUCAUAGCUUCA
Molecule: messenger RNA, 847 nt
Organism: Sorghum bicolor (sorghum)
Lineage: Eukaryota; Viridiplantae; Streptophyta; Magnoliopsida; Poales; Poaceae
Product: thioredoxin-like protein Clot
Exons: 2
Coding region: 154-573 (139 amino acids)
Cellular component (GO): cytosol
Molecular function (GO): protein-disulfide reductase [NAD(P)H] activity
Source: RefSeq, a predicted model, not a curated record